This is a messenger RNA of Labrus mixtus (cuckoo wrasse), 4998 nucleotides long. Its product is annotated as diacylglycerol kinase eta. Gene Ontology annotation, biological process: diacylglycerol metabolic process; lipid phosphorylation; intracellular signal transduction. The coding region runs from base 366 to 3644 and encodes 1092 amino acids. NCBI's taxonomy places the organism in Eukaryota, Metazoa, Chordata, Actinopteri, Labriformes, Labridae. The record is from RefSeq and is a predicted model, not a curated record. Gene Ontology annotation, molecular function: ATP-dependent diacylglycerol kinase activity. The transcript has 31 exons.
UCUCUCUCUCUCUCUCUCCUCGCCCCCCCCUGCUCCCUCCUCUUCCUCCUCCACCUCCCUCCUCCUCCUCUUCCUCCUACCUGAUUCAGAUCCGCUCCGACGCUAUGCGUAUGACCGCGUCUCUCUCUGCAAGCCGAGCACCACCGGCGAGACAGAACGCCGGCUGAACCAGCGACCCAAAAGCCGGGCAAACAGGAGCGGAGGAGACGCCGCUGCUGAUUCAACCUCCGGCGGGGGGAGAGAAGGAGAAGGAGGAAGAAGACAUUACCGGGCGUUAAGAAGUUCUCCUCCCUCCUCCUACCUGUGUCUCCUCGCUCUCUCUCUCUCUCUCUCUCUCUCUUGUCCUCUGCUGCUCUGAGCCCGCCAUGGCGUCCAAACUGAACCCAAACGUCCUGUACGUGGCGGAGCACGGCGAGUCGCUGGGAUCGCCCCAGGCCGACUCGGAAAGGACUCAUAUUGCUGGAGAGGCGGGAGAAGAGUCAUCAGACAGCGACGGGGAGCAAGAGGAGACGUCGCACAAGCUGAUUCGUAAAGUGUCGACGUCGGGACAGAUACGGGCCAAGAAAAGUGUGAAGGAGGGAAUCCUGUUGAAGCAGACCAGUUCUUUCCAGAGAUGGAAGAGGAGAUACUUCAAACUCAGAGGGAGGACCCUGUACUAUGCCAAAGACUGCAAGUCUCUGAUUUUUGAUGAAGUGGAUUUAUCGGACGCCAGUGUGGCGGAGACCAGCACCAAGAACAUCAACAACAGCUUCACGGUGAUCACUCCUUUUCGCAAACUAAUGCUAUGUGCCGAGAGCAGGAAGGAAAUGGAGGACUGGAUCGGCGCCCUCAAAUCCGUCCAAAAAUGGGAAACCUACGAGGCCAGCCAGUUCAACAUGGAGCACUUCUCCGGUAUGCACAACUGGUACGCCUGCUCGCACGCCCGACCGACCUUCUGCAACGUCUGCAGGGAGGCUCUGCCGGGGGUCACGUCCCACGGCCUGUCCUGUGAAGUCUGUAAGUUCAAGGCUCAUAAGCGCUGUGCCGUUCGCUCCACCAACAACUGCAAGUGGACCACGCUGGCCUCCAUAGGAAAUGACAUCAUCGAGGACGAGGAAGGGGUGGUCAUGCCCCACCAGUGGCUGGAGGGCAACCUGCCGGUCAGCGCCAAAUGUGUGGUGUGUGACAAGAACUGUGGCAGCGUGCGGCGGCUGCAGGACUGGCGCUGCCUCUGGUGCAAAGCCAUCGUCCAUAACAGCUGUAAAGAACAAAUGGGAAAGGUGUGUCCCCUGGGUCAAUGUCGAGUGUCCAUCAUCCCUCCCACUGCACUUAACAGCAUCGACUCAGAUGGCUUCUGGAAAGCCACCUCAGCGUCGUGCUCCAGUCCUCUCCUGGUCCUCUGCAACUCCAAAAGUGGAGACAACCAGGGGGUGAAGUUCCUACGCAAGUUCAAGCAGUUCCUCAACCCGGCUCAAGUGUUUGACCUGAUGAACGGGGGACCAGAGCUCGGCCUGCGCCUCUUCCAGAAGUUUGUGACGUUUCGUAUCCUUGUGUGCGGAGGAGACGGCAGCGUGGGCUGGGUGCUCUCAGAGCUCGAUAAACUAAACCUUCAUAAACAGUGCCAGCUUGGUGUCCUUCCUCUGGGCACAGGUAACGAUCUGGCUCGUGUCCUCGGCUGGGGAGGCCUCUGUGACGACGAUGCUCAGCUGUUGCAGAUCCUGGAGAAACUGGAGAGAGCCACCACCAAAAUGCUCGACCGGUGGAGCGUGAUGACUUACGAGCUGCCCACCAGCGCUAAACGCACACCGAUCGUGAAAGAAGACGACAGCCUCGAUUCUCCUCUGCAGGUCCACAUCACUCAGUAUGCAGACUCCGUGGCCUCCCACCUCGCCAAGAUCCUCGACUCGGACAAGCACAGUGAUGUCAUUUCCUCUGCCAAGUUCCUGUGUGGGACGGUGAACGACUUUGUGGCGGAGGUGGGGAAGGCGUACGAGAGAGCCACGGAGAACAAGGAGGAGGCCGACGCCAUGGCAAAGAAGUGUGCUCUGCUCAACGACAAGCUGGAUUCACUCGUCAAGGCCUUAAGUGAGGAAGCGGAGGCUCAGGUGGUGCCGGCAGGGUCGGUGCCCAGCCAGGAGAGCGGCGGCUCGAGCCCCGGGGAAAGUGGUGGGGAGUCGGGUUCAGAGGGUAAAACAUACCGGUCCAAGGAGCAGCUGAUGCUCCGAGCCAACAGCCUGAAAAAAGCCCUGAGGCAGAUCAUCGAACAGGCCGAGAAAGUGGUGGAUGAGCAGAAUCGACACACGCAGGUCCAGAGGAUGUCGUCGUCCUCCUCCUUCAAAAGAGAAAACAGCGAGGAGCUGAAGGAUGCUGAGCCGCGUCUUGGAAGCUUAAGUCCCACGUCCCCCAUCGUCCUUGAGAAACCAGAGAGCCUGAACACUGUCACCUUCAACGAGGACGCUGUACACUGUUCUGAGAAGUGUGUGAUGAACAACUACUUUGGCAUCGGCCUGGACGCCAAAAUCUCGCUCGAGUUCAACAACAAGAGAGAUGAGCACCCGAAGAAAUGCAGUAGUCGUACCAAAAACAUGAUGUGGUACGGAGUUCUAGGGACUAAAGAGCUGGUCCAGAAGACGUACAAGAACCUAGAGCAGCGAGUUCAACUGGAGUGUGACGGUGUUCCCAUGUCUCUGCCGAGUCUGCAGGGCUUGGCUGUGCUCAACAUCCCCAGCUACGCAGGCGGUAUCAACUUCUGGGGAGGCACUAAGGAGGAUAAUAACUUUGGCGCUCCGUCUUUUGAUGAUAAGAAGUUGGAGGUGGUGGCGGUGUUUGGCAGCAUGCAGAUGGCCAUGUCCAGAGUCAUCAACCUGCAGCACCAUCGCAUUGCACAGUGCCGGCAGGUGAAGAUCACCAUCCUGGGGGAGGAGGGGGUCCCCGUGCAGGUGGACGGAGAGGCCUGGAUUCAGCCGCCCGGCAUCGUCAAGAUCGUCCACAAGAACCGAGCGCAGAUGCUCACCAGAGACAGAGCGUUCGAGAGCACUCUGAAGUCAUGGGAGGACAAGAGGAAGAUCGACAGCUACCGCGCCGACCGGCCCCGCCUCAACUCCCAGCAGUCCAUGGAGUACCUGACGGAGGAGGAGUGCGCUCAGGUGCAGCAGCUAGGACUGGUGGCCGACACACUCAUCACCAAGAUCCGUGAGGCGGCCAAGACCCACAAGCUGGUGGAGCAGGAGCUGGCUCACGCCGUCAACGCCACCGCCCUGGUGCUCACCGAGGCCAAACUGUCCAGCCCCGAGUGCCUGAGUCGCAGCACGGCGGUGGAAAUCGUCAACAGCAGUAAAGUUCUGCAGGCUGAGACCAAGAUGCUGCUGGAUGGAAAACUACUGUCGGAGUGUCCGGAGGAGGAGGAGCUACGGUCGACUCUGAACAGCCUCAGCGCCGAGCUGCACAAGCUGGACGACAUCCACUGGAUCUGUCCGCUGAUGCAGUGCUCCGAGGAGGACUCGGUUCGGGGCAGCAGUAAGAGCAGCAGCAGCAUGAAGCUCAAGAUCAUUCCCAAGGUGAAGAAGGAGAGGGAGAAGCUCCACAAGCAGAAGUCCAACAGCUCCCUCUCAGGUACUUGGGAAAUCAAAGGUGGGGCGGCUGAAGCGGAUUCUCCGGGCAUCUGAAGUCUCGAAUGAGGUGCUUUUUAUUUCUGCCCCGUGUUACUUUGACAAUCAGGGGCGAGGAGCUCCUCCGCUCUGACCGUGAUACCCGGGGACCAGUCAGAGGCGUGAGGAAGAAGAAACGAGGAACCAUCUUCCCGACUUUUACGCCAUUCCCUCCAUUUUUGAAGUCUCCUCUCAGAGGAUGAAGGCGUCGUUCCUUCAGUUUUUUUCAUUUUAUUGACGUACUUUGAAGGGGCCUGGUUUUGCAUUGCAUUGCGUCACCAUUGGGCGUUCUGCUUUGGGUUGUGUUUACCUGCUUGAGUAAGGAUGUUGUCCUGACCAGCAGCAAAUCAAACCAAGCAAGAAAUGGAAGAAAAAGCUCUUGCAAUUUUUUUUGUUUUGUUUUUUUCGACAAAGAAAUGUGUUUACGUGGUGCUCUCUUUGCAUGUCGAGUGCAGCCGUCUUAUUUUCUAUCUAUCACAAGUUGUUACAAACUUUCAAUUCUCGUCUCUACUUUCAAUCCUUUAAUUCUUAACUUGCAGCCUUUGGACUUUGAUUUUUUUUCUCAAGACUUUCGGAAAAGAGUAUUUAUUUGUUGUUGCUACUGCCAUGAGAACUCAAAACGGCAACAAAUCAAGAAAAAUGAACAAACUGAAACAUCUCAACCUUAUCGUCUACUGAACUGGGAAACAUCUUAAAUGUUGCAAAAAAAUAUACUGAGGAAUGUACCUGUGUGGACUUGUAUUAUUUACCUGUGAAUAAUGAUAACGUCAUAUAAGAUUUCACAAAGGUUCUAUUGUUGUGGUUCUAAAGUGGUUCUUAAAUAGGAUGUCGUCUGACUUGUGCUUUCUGAGGCUAUGCAGCCGCACUGCAAAAAUAGCGUUGUUUACGACGAGUCAUUUCGUCUGGAGAUUAGCCUUACAAAAACAUCUUUGAGUGUAGGAUUUAAUGUACGGUACAAACUCUCUGUUAUUAUCAAAGUCUUAAAUUAUGCUGGAGUCAGUGAAUAAAUCCUUUUGGUGGUACAGAACCAGACGAAAUGACUCAAGCAGUCAGAUGUUUUUGCAGUGUAAGGUGUUUACAGGAGGAGGAAGCAUCAAGGACGCUUUGAUAAAACAUUACUCAGUAUAUUACUUCUACUUUGCCAUACUGCUGAUUGUAUAUUUAACAUAGGAAUAAGAGUCAGUGGAUAUUUAAUUUUGCCUUGUCUGUGGUUAAAAGCUAUUAUUAUAUUAAUAUUAUUGCAAAAAAUAUAUAUAUAUAUAUUUUUCGUAUAUCUUAUUUUUAAAUGCUGAUCUGCUUUGCUGCUUCCCCCUUUGACAAACUCCUUGGCCACUGUGCAUAUAAUCGAAGCCAAUAAAUGCUGUUCUGUGUG